CUCGAACGCGGUUUCCUAUAAAUACCGUCAGCGGCGCGCCAACUUCAAUCAGUUUGAAUCAGAGUUUCAAAGCGAAAACAACUGCGACUAAAAAAAGUAAAAAAAACCCUGCGAAGAUGUCUCUACUACUCUUCAGCGACCCCUUCGAAUACUCUCGCCCAUCGAGAAUCCUCGACCAGCACUUCGGCUUGGGACUCGACCCCGAGGACCUCCUCUCGCCACUCGUCCCCAGGGAGAUGCGCCACUUGAUGCGAUGUCCUGCCGGUUAUCUGCGUCCUUGGAGGAGCGCAGCCUCGCACCGUGACACCGGCUCCACCGUCACCUUCGACAAAGACAAGUUCCAGGCCAACCUGGACGUGCAGCAGUUCAAACCGGAGGAAAUCAGCGUGAAAGUCUCGGAUAACACCAUCACCAUCGAGGGCAAACACGAGGAGAAGGAGGAUGAACAUGGGUUCAUCUCGAGACACUUUGUGAGGAGAUACGUUUUGCCCAAGGACUGUGAUGUGAGCAAAAUCGAGUCCAAGUUGUCUUCAGACGGGGUUUUGAGCAUCACAGCCCCCAAGAUUUGCGCCUCGAAGGAGACCGAGAGGAGCAUUCCGGUGGUGCAAACGGGACAGCCCUCCAAAGCCGUAGAGAAUAAGGAGGAAAAGAAGAAGGAGAAAUAAAUGAUCAAGACUGUGUUUAAAAUUAUUCCUUGCACUUAUAGUAUUAGUUUUGCAGACUGAAUAUGUAAUAAUUGUUUUGUAUUUUCAUUUACUUAAAAUAAACUUUUCGUUCGUUUAAA
Tribolium madens (black flour beetle) is the source of this 784-nucleotide messenger RNA. RefSeq names its product protein lethal(2)essential for life-like. Bases 117 to 665 code for a protein of 182 amino acids. Gene Ontology annotation, biological process: protein refolding; response to heat. Gene Ontology annotation, molecular function: protein folding chaperone. The transcript has a single exon. NCBI's taxonomy places the organism in Eukaryota, Metazoa, Arthropoda, Insecta, Coleoptera, Tenebrionidae. The record is from RefSeq and is a predicted model, not a curated record.